This is a messenger RNA of Dreissena polymorpha, 947 nucleotides long. RefSeq lists its product as uncharacterized. Lineage: Eukaryota; Metazoa; Mollusca; Bivalvia; Myida; Dreissenidae. Bases 1 to 702 code for a protein of 233 amino acids. The transcript is spliced from 6 exons. The record is from RefSeq and is a predicted model, not a curated record.
AUGGGACUUCCAGCCUUAUUACGUAGACGUCCACAAUUUAUAACUUGGAAAUCAGGACUUUUAACUUUUAAAAGCCAUUUGGUUAAAAAAGUCUCAUUUUUCUCUCAAAAUAUUGAACAUUAUAUAUACAAUAUUUUAGUUGCACUGUGCUGCGCAUGCGUGGCCCAGCCCCCACAAAGCACAUGCCGUGACCUUGACGCCCAGGCGUGCGCACUGUUCUCUAAAGCCAGGCCGAACCUUUGCACUGACCCGGCGUUCUCACAAUCCACAUGUAUACGCUUCUGUGGGAAUUGCCCCUUGGAAUGUUUUUCUUGCCCCACUCCCUUCCUCAACCCGCUGGACUGCAACACCACCACCACGUGCGCCACUGGCCAGACGUGUGUAACCAAGCAUCUAACAGCCUUAGAUGGUCACCAUGAAUACAUCGUGUCUUGUGAACAGAAAGCAGUUUGCCAAGGACUAAAUUUCGGGUUUGGCGGCUUAAUAGGGAAGCGUGACGAAAACGAGGCGGAAUCGGAGGCGGGUCGAUACCGUCGUGACGUGAGUGUCUCCUGCUGCGAUACGGACUUCUGCAACACUCCGUAUUCUCUCACCACAACAACGCUUCCGCCGACGUCAUCCGGACCGUUCCCGCACGGAUGCGAUCGAGACAUCGUGUUUGUUCUGGAUGACUCGGGCAGUGUUGGUCCAGGAAACUUUUAGCAGGCGCUCGGCUUCAUCAAGGAUAUUGUCCAUCAGCUUACCAUAGGCCCAACAAGAGCACAGACGGCUCUCGUUACCUACAGCACAGGCGUCCAUCCAAUCUGGCAUCUUAACGAAAUCACGACAGAACAACAGCUGUUGCGAAAUCUGUCAUCUGUACCGUACCAAGGCGGCAUCACGAGAACGAACGUUGCUCUUUAUCUGGUGCGUACGACUAUGUUGACACCACAACAUGGCGAUCGCCC